This is a messenger RNA of Paralichthys olivaceus (Japanese flounder), 2384 nucleotides long. RefSeq lists its product as uncharacterized. The record is from RefSeq and is a predicted model, not a curated record. NCBI's taxonomy places the organism in Eukaryota, Metazoa, Chordata, Actinopteri, Pleuronectiformes, Paralichthyidae.
AAGAAGGGGCUAGUGCACAUGCGCGGUGCGCAGAGGACGUUGUUGUGCUCUUGUUAUCCUCACUCACAAAAGCACUCAUCGAUUCUCUGCGCUGGAGUCUGUUUUCACGCGUCCUGCAGGAGAAGAUGUCCCCCUGUGUCUUACUCACGGCCCUCUUUACCAUUCACCUCGCUGUGGGUUGGGUCGCACCAGCUGAAAAAGAAGUCCAGAUGGUUUGUGCCGGGAAAGAAUUUCGCCUGCCGGUGUACUCAACAUCCCGGACGGUGACUUUUACACCAAACCCUGAGGGGCAGAGACGUGUCCUGCUUGAAAAAAUCACAGUGAAAGACCCUCGGUUUCAAUGGACCAGAGAUAAGAUGUUGGUACUGAAAGAAGUGACUCACAGUGAUCAGGGACUGUAUGCCAUCAAAUUAUCCUCUGGAUUCACCUACGAGACCGUUCAUCUGAUUGUUUCAGAAUGCAUUAAGUCCUACCGCCGAAACUAUGGCGAGAACUUUGAGCACAACAUCCCUGAGAAUGGCACCCUCCUGGAGUUUUCUCCCCGGGGUGCUCCACCUGAGGCAAUGCCAGUUGUGCUCUGGAACCGCACAGACCUCAGGACCGGCAAUCAGGGCCGUGGUCGACUGCUGCGAGGCGGGAAGGUCUGGGUGGCCGAGAAAGUGACGCAAGUGGACCAAGGCAACUACACCGUGAGAGACCUGCAGGGCAGGGUGCUGUCCCGCAGCACCCUCACUGUCCGUGGCCACUCAUCCAAUGUCACCCGCUUCAGCAAGGAGACUCUAAACCUGCCCCUCUUUCUCCCUGUUAAUCAUGCCCACCUCAUUUUCACCCCCACCCGACACCCUGAUGAAUCCUCCCUGGGCCCUUUCGACCCCAAGCCCCCCCGCGGACCCGUGCAGCUGAUCCGUGAGGGCCAAAUAACUAACUACGACAUGCGCUACAGGGGCCUCAUCUCCCUGGGGAGAAAUGGUACCAUCAAUGAGGUUGUCAUAGCAAGGCUGACCUCAAGGCAUGAUGGGUUGUAUGAAAUUAGAGAUGGAGAUGGAAACCUGGUGUCCGCCACCUUAUUACAGGUGAUUGAAAAGGGAGCCAAAUGGCGAGCACUCCUCAAGUCCAUCACUGUCCCUUCUGGGAUGUUUGUAUCACUGGCUGGUUUCAUCCUGUUCAUGAAGCGCUUUCCAAACUGCAGCCUGUCACAGAUCAUCGCUGGCCUCAGAGUGAACCACAUGCCGCCAGCCAACCCGCCAAGAGUUAACAUCCAGGACUACAGCCAGCCUAUCUCUGAGCCCUCAGGCUACUACAGUCCCUCUCAGCAGCCUGGAACACCAAGAAAAUGGACCCCAAGAGCGAGUCCUACUCACAUUGGUUACACUUCGGUCAGAUCAGAAACUCCCAGAGUUGAGAACCAGGGAACACCCAGAGUAGCAGCUGAGAGCUCCCCAAGUUGUAUUUCAACCACUGAGCAGAACACAUCUAAUGAAGAAGAGAGCAGGAUUUCCUUCGCAGUGGCCGGGGCUUCAGAUUGCCUCCACUCGUCCGAGGACUGUGUUCAGUUUGAGAUCAAGACAGGUGGAGAUAAAGAAAGGCGGAGCAAAUCACAACAAAGCUUUCCCACAAUGCCGCUGGACACGAAUACCUCAGAGUCCUGCAGCGUUUACACCUCAGAUAAACUGAACUUCUCAUAAAACAGAGCAUUGGAGCUGAACUGAGGGAGGAAGAAACAUUGACAACCAAUAGUUUUCUGGUGGGACAGAAAGAUCUCACAUGUGCCUUUUGCAUCUUAGCCCAGUUUUCACAGUUUGGUUUCAAUGUUGCAUGUAAAUUAAAAACUCACUGUGGUUUUGUCACGUAAUUUUAAUGAAGCACGAGUGGAACAUUAGCCUUCCUGUCUCAUCUAACCCAAAUCUUGUCGCUGGUGCUCCUGAAAUCUCCAGCUGCUACCUACCUCCAGACCCUCAGGACCAUUAUUACCUGCACUGUAUUUUCUGAGAGUGUGUACACAUGCGGUAUGUUUGUGUAACGUGAUCUCUAGGGCUAUGCAGGCAUUAAAGUUAUGAUACACAGGUUAGCAAAAGGGAAUUCUUCAGUACUGUACAGUAAUAUAAGAGUGAGUAUUCCUCACUCUUGAAAAGUUUUAAUGUUAAAUAUCUGUGCUGCACUUGGAUGGUUUCUCUAAUGAUGUAAUGCAUUAACCCUCAAGGUAACAGUAGUAGUGGUUGUGUGAAAUGUAACAUAUUCCACCAUAUAGUUCAAUAGUUGAUCUGUGAACAUUGUGAACAGGAUAAAAUAUCAUCAACAUCUUUUUAGUGACUGAAGAGGUUGAACUUCUGCUUGUGAUACUUUUGCAAUAUAAAAGUGUAAAACAAUAAAAUGUAGCCUGUCUU